CAUUUGACUCUGACUUCGUUCAACAUAUAAUGUGAUCAUAUGAAUGUGAUGAUUGGUCAUAACAUAACCUCUACGUAAUGUGUUAAUUUAAAUAGUUGUAAAAUAUAAUAAUAUCGUUUUACUACAGUUAUUAAAAGUAAAAAAGAAAAUAAUUUUAAUUUAUGAAUAUUGUAUAUGGUAUAAAUAUCGUGUUUAUAAAACAAGAAAUCUAGACGAAACUGUGACUAAUCAAAAUUAAUAAUAAAAUCUUCAAUUAUGGCUGAGGAUUGCAAUUCGGUUGUGAUAGUUAAAGCAAAACCAGUACGUAAAAUUUUUAAAGCACCGGUUAAAAUAAAUAAAAUUCCAGAGGAAAUUUUAAACAAUCCUCUAUUAAAUGCAGCGAUUGCUGCGCUACCUAAUAAUUAUAAUUUUGAAAUCCACAAAUCCGUAUGGAGAAUCAAAGAAGUAAAAGCUAAAAGGGUUGCGUUACAAAUGCCAGAAGGACUUUUAAUGUAUGCCACAACUAUAGCUGAUAUUAUAGAAGAAUUCACAAGUGCUGAAGCUGUUAUAAUGGGAGAUGUGACUUACGGAGCAUGUUGCGUAGACGACUUCACAGCUAAAGCAUUAAAUGCAGAUUUUUUAAUUCAUUACGGUCAUUCUUGUUUGAUACCUAUUGAUCAAACAGUUGGAAUUAAAGUACUUUAUGUAUUCGUAAACAUUAAAAUUGAUGCUUCGCAUUGCAUUGAGUGUUUACAAGCCACGCUACCGAUUACGACAAAAAUAGCUCUUGUAAGCACUAUUCAGUUUGUUGGAACUUUACAAGCAAUUGCAGUAGAAAUGAAGAAACAUGGGUAUGAAGUAUCUACGCCACAAAGUAAACCACUAAGUCCCGGAGAGAUUUUAGGUUGCACAGCACCACAAAUUCGAUGCGCUAAUGUUGUUGUUUAUGUCGGCGAUGGUCGAUUUCACUUAGAAGCAGUAAUGAUCGCUAAUCCAAGACUAAGAGCAUUUCGUUAUGAUCCGUAUGAGAAAAAGCUGACCGAAGAAUUUUAUAAUCAUGAAGAAAUGCUGAGAACUAGAUUAUCAGCUAUAAAUAAUGUGAAAGAUAGUGGUACAUUUGGAUUGGUUCUAGGCACUUUAGGCAGACAAGGAAGUCUCAAUGUAUUAAAAAAUAUAGAAAAUAAAAUCAAAUUACUAGGAAAGGAAAAUGUUAUUAUAUUACUGUCUGAAAUAUUUCCGGAUAAAAUUAAACUAUUCAAGGAUGUUGAUGCUUUUAUACAGAUUGCAUGCCCACGAUUAAGUAUAGACUGGGGUACAGCUUUCGAAAAACCAUUUCUUACACCUUAUGAGGGAGCUGUUGCUUUAAAAAUGAUAAGCUUUAAUACUGAUAAACCAUACCCUAUGGACUAUUAUGCUGCUACUAGUCUUGGACCAUGGACCCCUAAUCAUAAAGAAUCUGAGUUAGAAAAACAGACUGAGACUUGUUGUGGCAAAUGUAAAGAUAAUACAUAAAUAAUAAAGGUCAAUUUAUAUGUA
This is a messenger RNA of Megalopta genalis, 1515 nucleotides long. It is a transcript of the gene Dph1, whose product is annotated as diphthamide biosynthesis 1. Lineage: Eukaryota; Metazoa; Arthropoda; Insecta; Hymenoptera; Halictidae. The record is from RefSeq and is a predicted model, not a curated record. Gene Ontology annotation, biological process: protein histidyl modification to diphthamide. Gene Ontology annotation, molecular function: 2-(3-amino-3-carboxypropyl)histidine synthase activity.